Porites lobata is the source of this 927-nucleotide messenger RNA. The record is from the annotation of a GenBank genome assembly. Lineage: Eukaryota; Metazoa; Cnidaria; Anthozoa; Scleractinia; Poritidae.
AUGGCGUCUAAGUCGGAGGAUUUGUUUCACGAGGCGAUUAAGUUCUCUUUGGAAAAACUUGGCAAACCAGACCUGAAACUAAAGAGGGAACAAUUUGAAGCCAUAAGGGCUCUCUGUGUUGAAAGAAAGGACGUUUUAGCUGUAUUGCCGAUGGGUUUUGGUAAAUCUUUAAUUUAUCAAAUUUUGCCCGCAAUAUUUGAUUUCCUUCGAAACAGAAGGGACAAGCAAGAAGAAAACUCUGUCGUUAUAGUUGUUUCUCCUCUUAAUGCCUUAAUAAAGGGCCAACUUAAAAAAUUAGAAGGAUUUUUAAGUGUCUGUGUUGUGCAAAGUGUGAAAGACAAGGAAGGAGAGAAUAAAGUAAAUUUGCCUCAAGAUGUGAGGAAAUGCAAGUGCCACUAAAUGUGGCAUGGUGGAAAUAUUGGGGCUUUCAAAUCCAAAAAUUGUUGAAAGUAACCUAGACAGAGCAAACAUUUACUGUGCAUCGCACACUCGUUCUGACAAAGGUGAUGAGAAACUUGAUUCAAUUUUGGAACCCAUAGUUACUGAGUUGAAAGCCUAUAAGGUAAAUAUGCCCCUUACACUGAUUUAUGGAAGCCUUGAAACUAUUUCCGACUGCUUUCUGUAUUUUAGCACAAAGAAGGGUGAAGAUCAAUUUUAUCUGCCCAAUGCUGAACCCUUGGCCAAAAACAGAUUGUUACCCAAUAUCAUGCUCAAUAUCCCGAAAGUGAAUGCUCUAGGAUUGUGGAGGAAUUGGUGCAGGGGACUUCAACCCAUCAUGUUCUUUUUGCAACCAUUGCUUUUGAACUAGGUAUUGACUGUAAUGACAUUCGAAGAGUUGUACACAUUGGGGUGCCAUACUCAAUGGACGAUUAUUGUCCAGAAGUGGGCAAAGCUGGAAGAGAUGGUCUACCUGCAGGGGCUGACAUA